UAAAUUUAAAAUGCAAAAGUUCUAUAUUUUUACAAAAAUAUAUAUUUUUGCCGAAUUAAUCAGAAUAUUCUAAGAUAUCAAAAUUUUAGUCAUUUAAGAAAUCGAAAAAGAUAAGUAAAAUGGAACACAAAAAUAAUUAUAUUAUUUCCCUUAAAAAGUAACUACAACAACCGGCGAAAAUACCCUUAUAACUAUAGAUGAAACAGAGCCAAGCAAGCGUUCAGAUCGUUUAGUUGAGAACACAAUUAUAGAGGAUCAAGCCACAACUUCUAUGCAGGCGCUUAAUGAAGCAAUCAGUCUGAACGGAAACCGAACUAAUACUGAUUUAACAAACAAACAAAUUUUCAAUGAACAUGAAAAAACUAAAAUUUCAACUGCGAAUUUAAUUUUAACACAAGUUAAAGAUAGAGCUGCUGAACUGUAUUUGAUAAAUAGUAGUUCUGACACUGAACUAAAAAAUGUUACUAGGGGUUUAGUUCGUUGUAGUAACACAGAGGAUUUGACGGAACUAUUAGACGACCCAACACCAACUCAUUCAGUACACUCAAUUGGUUCCAUUGUAUGUCGCAUUUGUCACACAGCUGAAAACACUGAUAAAUUAGUUUCUCCAUGUUUGUGCAAGGGAUCGCUGACUUAUGUACACAUCUAUUGCCUUGAACGCUGGAUUAGCACAUCGAGAAGUACCACUUGUGAAUUAUGCCAAUUUGUAUACAACACGGAGCAAACCUUACG
Messenger RNA from Teleopsis dalmanni, 732 nucleotides. Its product is annotated as E3 ubiquitin-protein ligase MARCHF8-like. Gene Ontology annotation, biological process: protein ubiquitination. NCBI's taxonomy places the organism in Eukaryota, Metazoa, Arthropoda, Insecta, Diptera, Diopsidae. Gene Ontology annotation, molecular function: zinc ion binding; ubiquitin-protein transferase activity. The record is from RefSeq and is a predicted model, not a curated record.